UUAAAUAGGUACUUUGAUAGAAUUAAAGUACGUAGACCUGUAUGUAAAGAAAGGCAGAAAAAACAAUACAUUGCAAUUUACUUACACCCAUGUUGGACCCAAAAAGAAAUUCGAUAUAUCGACAUCGAAAAAUUUCCAUCGAUUUAUCGCACUCCAUCGGUUCCAUCGAUAAUAUCGAUGGUGCCAUCGAUGGUUUUCCCAGCUCUAAUGUGUCGUGCUUGCACAACAAUUCACAGCUCUGAUUUACAAAAUUUACACAGUCUGGACAGUGUGUAUGGCUUUUAUUUAAAAACUUACGCCGGCCUAGAGGUUGAUCCAACAGAUGGUCUACCGGAUAAAAUCUGCUCGGAUUGCGUAGAAAAGCUAGAGAUUAUGCAUCAUUUUGUUGAGAAAUGCAAACAAUCGAAUGAGUAUCUCAAAAAUCUAGUAUUAUGCACCAUUAUAGGCCAUGAUGAGGAAUCCAAUGCCAAAGUGGAAGGACACUCCAUAGAUGGUGAUGAUUGCACCACCAGCGAUUUUCUGGUGGUGUCACAGGAUCCCACCAACGCAGACAGGCAAUCCCCAGACGACGAUAGCAGUUCCAAUGAUUAUAGCCCCAGUGAUUUGCUAAUUACAGCCCAAGAAGAUCUCACACAAUCGGAUGAAAUUCCAGAACCUGGAACACUUUCAUCGGAUGUAGUCGAUUUAGGUGAAGCCUGCAAACCAUCUAGUUAUCAGUUUCAGUUUAAUUGCUCCACGUGUGACAGUUUGUUCCCUAAUGAAAACCAGCUUUUGGUCCACACUCGCAGUCACCACCAACGCAAGGACAAGAAUUUCGAGUGCGAACUCUGCUUGAAACGCUUCAAUGCCGCAUGCAAUUUAACUACACACAUGCGGACACACACGGGCGAGAAACCAUUUAAAUGUACCUUUUGUGAACGCGCUUUUGCUGAUCGUAGUACACUCAGAAGACAUGAAAGGACGCACACCAAGGACAGGCCGUAUGCGUGUAACAUAUGUGGCAAAACCUUUUCACUCUCCACCUCCCGAAAGGCGCACAUUCUCUCCCAUUCUGGGAAGAAACCACACAAUUGUUUGACCUGCAAUAAAAGUUUCUGUUUGCCUCACCAACUCAAGGCUCACCUGAACUCGCAUGCCCAUCGACAUGAAAUCGAUUUUCAAAAAGAAGAUUAGAUCCUACAGUAAA
This is a messenger RNA of Drosophila willistoni, 1186 nucleotides long. RefSeq names its product zinc finger protein 813 (gene Zaf1). The transcript has 4 exons. Gene Ontology annotation, biological process: regulation of transcription by RNA polymerase II. Lineage: Eukaryota; Metazoa; Arthropoda; Insecta; Diptera; Drosophilidae. The record is from RefSeq and is a predicted model, not a curated record. Gene Ontology annotation, molecular function: DNA-binding transcription factor activity, RNA polymerase II-specific; zinc ion binding; RNA polymerase II cis-regulatory region sequence-specific DNA binding. The coding region runs from base 178 to 1173 and encodes 331 amino acids. Gene Ontology annotation, cellular component: PcG protein complex; nucleus; transcription regulator complex.